This is a messenger RNA of Grammomys surdaster, 2001 nucleotides long. It is a transcript of the gene Fam169a, whose product is annotated as family with sequence similarity 169 member A. The transcript is spliced from 12 exons. NCBI's taxonomy places the organism in Eukaryota, Metazoa, Chordata, Mammalia, Rodentia, Muridae. The record is from RefSeq and is a predicted model, not a curated record. The coding region runs from base 1 to 2001 and encodes 666 amino acids.
AUGGCAUUCCCUGUGGAUUUGCUGGAUAACUCCACACAUGAGGAAUUGGAAAAUUCUGCUGAGGAUUACCUCUCCAACUUAAGGUGUGGGGACCCUGAAAAUCCAGAAUGUUUUUCUAUUCUUGAUUUUACGAUUCCCGUUAGCCUGUCAAACGUGGGGUUUGUACCUCUUUAUGGUGGCAAUCAGACCCAGAAAAUUCUUGCUCUCUUUGCACCUGAGGAUUCACUUACAGCUGUGGCACUUUACCUUGUUGGUCAGUGGUGGGCCAUUGAUGAUAUUGUGAAAACAUCUGAACCUUCUAGAGAGGGACUGAAGCAGGUGAGCACUCUUGGAGAAAGAGUGGUUCUGUAUGUUCUCAAUCGAAUUAUUUAUAGAAAACAGGAAAUGGAGAGAAAUGAGAUCCCAUUCCUGUGUCAUAGCAGUACUGACUAUGCUAAGAUUCUGUGGAAGAAAGGAGAGGCCAUUGGGUUUUAUUCAGUUAAGCCUACAGGAAGCUUAUGUGCCUCAUUUCUUACUCAGAAUUACCAACUGCCAGUUCUUGAUACAAUGUUUAUAAGGAAGAAACAUAGAGGAAAAGAUUUGGGCCUUCAUAUGCUGGAAGAUUUUGUUGAUUCUUUUACAGAAGAUGCACUUGGCUUACGGUAUCCACUGUCUUCUCUCAUGUACACAGCCUCGAAACAAUACUUUGAAAAGUACCCAGGAGACCAUGAACUUCUUUGGGAAGUUGAAGGUGUGGGUCACUGGCAUCAGCGAAUACCAGUCACCAGAGCAUUACAGAGAGAGGCUAUUAAAGUCACAGACAUUUCUCAAUAUGAAGCCAAAAGGCCUGUGUCUGGAGAAUAUGGUCUUGCUGCUGUACCGGAAUAUGAACCUGGAAUGGAAGAGAGUCAGUCUAGUGAGCUGCAGAUCCAUUCCCUAAAAGAUGCCUUUGCUGGCACUUCUGAAGGUCCAGAAAAGACUCCUGUUUCCACUCGUACUCGGAGCAGUCAUCUAAAGCGACCAAAGAUUGGAAAGCGUUUUCAGGAUUCUGAAUUUAGUAGUUCUCAAGGUGAAGAUGAAAACUCUGCCCAGACUUCACCUAUGGCUUCCAUAAACAAAAUAGAGUAUGCUGCACGAACAUCAGAGAGCUCAGAAGAAUUCCUUGAAGAAGAACCUGAGCAGAGAGUGACUGGAUUUGAGGAGGAAAGCAGUGAUAAAGAUGCACAGUCUGCGCUGGAAAUUCAGCCACGCCUGCAGAAACAAGACAGGGACAAAGACUCUGCAUUAGAGCCUGUGAAUGGUGAGGUAAUGGAUGCUGCCCUCAAGCCCUCCCUUACAGCUGAAGAGGAGGAUUCCACCAGUGAGGGGCUUGAGGAAGAGGUAAAAGGUCCACCUUUUAAUUCCAGUGGAGAACCUGGGCAUUCUAUUCCACUGGUAGCAGAGUCUUCAAAAGCAUCUGAGGCUGCACUAGACAAGACCUCACCUGUUACUGACUCAGAAAAGUUGACCGAUCAAGGCCCAUCUGAUGAUAAAGGACAUACUGAAGAAAAUCUGUCCCCAGUUUCAAGAAAGAAAACACUUUUGGGGAGCUCAGACAAUGUUGCCACUGUAUCAACUGAAGAAAAGUCCGAUGGUGAUUUUCCAAAUUCUGUGGUAUCAGAAUUUCCUGAAGAUCCAGUCUCUGAGAAUUUAUCACCCAACACUACUUCCUCAGUGGAAGACCAGGGUGAGGAGGGGGUACCUGAGGCCCAGGAACCAUCAGCAGCUACUCAGAGUUCUCUGAUAGAGGUAGAACUUGAGGACGUGUCAUUUCCACAGAAUGCAGGACAGAAGAACCAGUCAGAGGAACAGUCUGAGGCGUCUUCUGAGCAACUGGAACAGUUUACACAGUCAGCAGAGAAGGCUGUGGAUAGCAGCUCAGAGGAGAUUGAAGUGGAAGUUCCUGUAGUAGACAGACGCAAUCUGAGAAGAAAGGCCAAAGGGCAUAAGGGACCUGGCAAAAAGAAAGCCAAGCUGACCUGA